Penicillium cinerascens is the source of this 1380-nucleotide messenger RNA. RefSeq names its product SUMO protease ULP1. Gene Ontology annotation, biological process: protein desumoylation. Gene Ontology annotation, molecular function: deSUMOylase activity. The transcript has 2 exons. The record is from RefSeq and is a predicted model, not a curated record. Gene Ontology annotation, cellular component: nucleus. Lineage: Eukaryota; Fungi; Ascomycota; Eurotiomycetes; Eurotiales; Aspergillaceae. The coding region runs from base 1 to 1380 and encodes 459 amino acids.
AUGAGGCUGUUCAACUGGGCGCGACGCAAGUCGCAACCAGGUCCCACAAGAGAUACCGAGGUAUUCUCUGGGACCCAAGGCCCCCUCGGAGACGCGAAAGGCCGGGAGCAGAUCGAAGCGCGUCAAGUUUCCAACGCAGAACAUGACUUCAACCUGGUGAUGCCGGGUGCAUUCCCAUCGUCGCCUCCUCUGUCCCCCCGCCUUGCACCGCUCGAGCGCGAGGAGUCCGUUCCCGUCUCUGCGUUCCAGCAGAUGGACAUCGACGUCGCCGAGAGCCCCGAACUUCCGACAGAACUUGGUUCCCAUUUACAUCCCAGGAGGCCAGCGAGGUUUGCAUCCGCAUCGGCAUCAGCGCCACGACGUACCAGACGCCCGUCCACCCCUCGAACACCCAUCCGACGACCGACUGCACAAGAUGACACGGCCUUUGAUGAUCCGUGGAACCGGCAGGCCUCGCUGUUCGAGCGCCUGCCAUUUGGACGGCCAGUAUCUGCUGUACAGCUUUUUUCACCGAAACCACGGCCAAUCCCCGCCAACCGCAUCGCCUCUAUCUAUGCGAUGGAAUGGGAAAAACGAGCACGGGAAGCGGCAGCUCUGGAAGGCGAGCUGGGUCGCGCAGCCAGGAUCAUUCCGCAAGGUCCUGCUGUUCGGCAGCUAUCCUGGGACUGGUUGAACCAGGUCCAGAGAGCUAUGAAAGCUCCACAAACCAUGCCAGUCGCCAAGUCACUCUCUGGAGACGCGUUAUACCAAAGAGAUAUUGCUACCUGCAUCAAUCAUCUUUCGUGGCUCAAUGAUGAGAUCAUCAAUUCCUAUCUCAGUAUUAUCGUUCACUACCUACGCGAAUCUGCCGGCAAUUUGAAUGACCGGCCUCUGUUCCACGCGUUCAAUACCUUUUUCUUUUCCACUCUACGAGAUAAAGGAUAUCAAGGCGUGCGCCGGUGGGCCAAUCGGGCCAAGAUUGGGGGCGAGAGCUUGUUGGAUGUCGACACUGUCUUCAUUCCCGUGCAUGGAGCAGCCCACUGGACUUUGCUGGUUGUGCGACCAAUGGAACGAACAAUAGAAUACUUUGACUCGAUGGGCUCACGCGGUGCCAAUCAAGUGAGGAAGAUCAAAGAGUGGCUGCGCGGCGAGCUGGGCACGAAAUACGACGAAGACGAGUGGACGGUGCUGAAGUCAGUCUCUUCUAUGCAAGACAAUGGCAGCGACUGUGGCGUGUUUCUUCUCACCAACGCCAAAGCCAUUGCGCUGGGCAUCGAGCCCACUGCCUUUGGAGCCCAAGAUACAAUACUCUUGCGCAGAAAGAUUGUCGCGGAGAUCAUGAAUGGCGGGCUCCACGGCGAAUUAAGUCCCAUUGACAAGGCGGGUCAUUUGUUACUCUGA